Messenger RNA from Knipowitschia caucasica, 270 nucleotides. The record is from the annotation of a GenBank genome assembly. Lineage: Eukaryota; Metazoa; Chordata; Actinopteri; Gobiiformes; Gobiidae.
AUGUCUAGCUCAGUUUCAGUCCAGGACAUAAUGGGUGACCUCAGGCGUAAACCAUACCUGGCGAACAACAGUGUGUCUGGACAAGAACACAGAGUCGAGCCCACAAUGACAUCAGCUUCCGCCAACACACCACCCGUCGCCAUGGCACCGCACAAAGACAUCUCUGGCCGAGCAGAAGGAGGGGGACCAUCACACGCCUAUCACAUUUACCCAUUACGGUGCUCCAAUGUCCUCAGGCUGUCCCUCUUCAUUCAGAAGCUCCUCUCAUGA